Molecule: messenger RNA, 788 nt
Organism: Bombus impatiens (common eastern bumble bee)
Lineage: Eukaryota; Metazoa; Arthropoda; Insecta; Hymenoptera; Apidae
Gene: RpS7
Product: 40S ribosomal protein S7
Exons: 5
Coding region: 172-753 (193 amino acids)
Biological process (GO): rRNA processing; translation; ribosomal small subunit biogenesis
Cellular component (GO): ribosome; cytosolic small ribosomal subunit; 90S preribosome
Molecular function (GO): structural constituent of ribosome
Source: RefSeq, a predicted model, not a curated record
CAUUCGAGUUACAGUUUAAUUUUUAGUUAAAAACGAAGUUAAAAUGAAUUAGAUAACGUUAAAUGAUACUUUGCAUGUUAUUCACAACAUAACGAUGUGUCAGACGAAGUAAUAUUUUUCCUCGGAUCGUAUAUAUAAGAUGUGAUAAAAUUGGAUUUUAUUGGAUACAAUAUGUUCACAGCAAACGCUAAAAUAAUAAAAAGUGGCGGGGCCGAACCUGAUGCGUUCGAAGCCAGCAUUUCCCAAGCUCUGCUGGAACUGGAAAUGAAUAGUGAUUUAAAAUCGCAAUUAAGAGAACUUUAUAUCACUAAGGCACGUGAAAUAGAAACUAAUAAUAAAAAGUGCAUUAUUAUAUAUGUACCUAUGCCAAAGUUGAAGGCAUUUCAAAAAAUCCAAACGAGACUUGUACGUGAACUAGAAAAGAAAUUUUCUGGAAAGCAUGUGAUGUUUGUUGGAGAACGUAAAAUUUUGCCCAAACCAACAAGAAAAACACGUACUAAGAAUAAGCAAAAGAGACCUAGAAGCCGUACCUUAACUGCAGUGUAUGAUGCAUUAUUAGAGGAUUUAGUGUACCCUGUAGAGAUUGUUGGAAAACGCAUCAGAAUUAAACUUGAUGGAACACAGCUUAUUAAAGUUCAUUUAGAUAAAAAUGAGCAAACAAACAUUGAACACAAGGUUGAUACUUUUGCUGCUGUCUAUAAGAAACUAACAGGCCGGGAUGUAACAUUUGAAUUCCCAGAAACUUAUGUAUGAUUUGUUUAAAGAAUAAAAAUAUUUGAAAUACUUUU